Molecule: messenger RNA, 1449 nt
Organism: Phycodurus eques (leafy seadragon)
Lineage: Eukaryota; Metazoa; Chordata; Actinopteri; Syngnathiformes; Syngnathidae
Product: ammonium transporter Rh type B-like
Exons: 1
Coding region: 7-1449 (480 amino acids)
Biological process (GO): ammonium homeostasis; ammonium transmembrane transport
Cellular component (GO): plasma membrane
Molecular function (GO): ammonium channel activity
Source: RefSeq, a predicted model, not a curated record
GUAACCAUGAAUGCGUCAACAAGUUUACGAGUGCGUCUGCCAGCGUUGGUGUUCGUGUUGGAAGUCGUCAUCCUGACUCUAUAUGCUGUCUUUGUCACAUAUGACGACAAUGCCAAUGCCAAGCUGCAAAACAAUGAGACCAACCCGAUGGACAACGCCGUGUAUCGCGACUACCCUUACUUCGCUGACGUCCAGGUGAUGAUCUUCGUAGGCUUCGGUUGCCUGCUGGCCUUCUGCCGAUUCUACGGCUUCAGCGGAAUGGUCUUCAACUUUCUUACGGCCACCUUUGCAAUCCAGUGGGCGAUCAUCAUCCAAGGCUUCUUCCAGUUUUACCACGAUGGUAGAAUUCACCUGGGUGUCAUCAACUUGCUGUAUGCAGAGUUUGCGUGCGCUGUGGUGCUCAUCUCCUUUGGGGCUGUGCUUGGGAAGACCAGUCCGGUGCAGCUCCUGGUGAUGGCUCUGCUGGAGAUCCCCGUGUUUGCUGUGACAGAGUGGGCUGUAUUGAAAUACAUCCGAAUCAAUGAUGCUGGUGGCAGUAUUCUUAUUCACUUGUUUGCCUGCUACUUCGGCCUAGGCGUGACAUUUGUGCUCUACCGCCCAGUCCUCAAUAGUGGGCACCCCAAAGAAAUCACAAGUUACCAUUCAGAUAUCCUCUCUACGAUGGGAACCUUGUUCCUCUGGGUGUUCUGGCCCUCCUUCAACUCUGCACUCACCUUAAAAGGUGACGAUCAACACAGAGCAAUCCUGCACACUUUUAUCGGUCUGAGCUCGUCCACUCUCACUGCAUUCGCACUUUCAGCAGUGUUCACGAAGAGAGGCAAGCUCACAAUGGCUGACAUCCAGAACGUGACUUUGGCAGGUGGUGUCACAGUUGGAGCGUCAGUGGACAUGAUGAUUUCUCCUUCAGCUGCCUACGCUUUGGGCAUUAUGGGCUGCACUGCUUGUUUCUUUGGAUACAAGUACCUUAGCCCCUUUUUAGCACGGCACAUGAAGAUCCAGGACCAGUGCGGCAUUCACAAUCUGCAUGGACUCACGGGCCUCAUUUCAUCCACUGCUGGAAUCUGCGCCAUCCUGCUGGCAACUGAGGAAACCUACGGACCCAGCAUGUACCAGAUCUUUUCCCACCGCGCUCCCCCUGAGGGGGAUCCAAAGCUCCUUGAGCUUCAGAAGUUGAUCCCCGGGUUGAAGCCAGGCUUGGGGCGGACGGCACCAGAGCAGGCUCUGUACCAAGUGGCAGCGGUCUUUUCCACCAUUGCAGUUUCUAUUGUUGGUGGGAUGCUGACUGGUUUGGUGUUGAGGCUGCCGUUUAUGGCUUCCCCAUCUGAUGAGGACUGUUUUGAUGAUGAAGUGUUUUUUGAUAUGCCUUCAGAUUUUAUUGAGAUCGAAGCUAUGAAGAACUCUAUAACCUGCAAUGAUGUUGAUGUCCAUAAAAAUAAAUUAUCUCCAUGA